This is a messenger RNA of Lepus europaeus (European hare), 1060 nucleotides long. RefSeq names its product tetratricopeptide repeat domain 32 (gene TTC32). The coding region runs from base 281 to 802 and encodes 173 amino acids. The record is from RefSeq and is a predicted model, not a curated record. Lineage: Eukaryota; Metazoa; Chordata; Mammalia; Lagomorpha; Leporidae. Gene Ontology annotation, molecular function: protein binding. The transcript has 3 exons.
UUCCUCCAGCAAGCCACGGCGCCUUCUGCUUCCGGCGCUGCCCCGGCCGCGGGAGCUCAGGCCGCAGACUCGGGGCGGCGUUGGAGCCCAUCCGUCCGCCGCUUCUCUAGCAAGCGGAGCCAGGAGGCACCAAUGGAAACCGAAGCACAGAGGGGCCCGGGAAAGCUCCCCUGGGCCCCCCAGCUUUCUGCCCGCAGAGGGCGACAUCUCGCGAGACGACGGGUCCGCGGAGGGCACAAACUCCCUCCGCCUCAGCGCCGAGGCUGUGCGGUCGCGCUGGAUGCCGGGAUGCGGAAGUGACUUUGAGGCUUUGCUACUCAAGCCAAGUCCGCCGUCCGCCGCGAUGGAAGGGCAGCGGAGGCAGGCAGGCCACGCCACCGUGGUACUCGCCCAGGCUCACUUCGAGAAGGGCGAGUACGCGGAGGCCGAGGCGCUGUACUCCGCUUACAUUGGCCAGUGCGCCUGUGCGGCCGCCGGCGGCGCGAGUCUCGGGAGCAAAUGCAGCCCUGAGGAUUUGGCUACUGCAUAUAACAACAGGGGGCAGAUUAAGUACCUGAGGGUUGAUUUUUACGAAGCCAUGGAUGACUACACGCGCGCCAUAGAGGUCCGCCCCAGUUUUGAAGUCCCCUAUUACAACCGCGGGCUCAUCCUGUAUCGGCUGGGAUAUUUUGAUGAUGCCUUGGAAGAUUUCAAGAAGGUAUUAGACUUAAAUCCUGGAUUUCACGACGCCACUCUGAGCUUAAAGCAGACUCUCCUAGACAAAGAAGAAAAACAAAGAAGAAAUAUUGAAAACAGUUGCUGAAAAUUUAAGCUUGAUAGAAAUAUUAACUCGUGAUUCUUAUUCCUACAUCUACGUGUCUCCAAUUUAGAAACUGACACAUUGUGAUUUAUGUUGACAUUUAAGAGAUCCAUGCAUUGUCACUGAAAGAUAAAUAAUGUAUUUAUAGUUGUUAAUUUCAUGUUGAAAAACUGGUGAAUAUGUAUCCUCUUUAUAAAGUGUAAAUAAGUAAUAUCAAUAUUAUAUGUGUAUUUUAUUACAAUAAAUAUUUAAGGAAAUGUG